UCCAAUGUCAAACCCGGACACAACUAAAAACGACACAUGGUUCAUGUUCUCAAUAUCUGUUUGCGCAGCGCAUAAGAUAGAAGGAAGAAGAAGAAGAGCAUAUCAAUUCAACUUCAAAUUUUCGACCUUUCCCCAUUCGUGCCCAUCACCGAGAAAGUGUAAACUUCCAAUGUUCCCUUCAAUCCUAAAUUCUAAGCAACCUCAGGAACAGCAGCAACGAAAGCAAAAGGGAGAAUGGUUAGCAGGAAGUUUCAAGCCAGAGAAUUUCAUUCCAGGUCUUAUCAUAGGUUUCAUUUUUGGGAUGUUUUUAGAUUUAUCAAAGCCCCAUAGAAAUCUCUUGUCCAAGAAAAUAUUCUCACCUAGCAAGGUUCAACAGCACCUCACACUCUCAGGCAAUGGCGAUAGGGAGUUUAAAAUGGUUCUGGUUGUUAGGCAAGACCUAAAGAUGAAAUCUGGAAAGAUUGCAUCCCAAUGUGCUCAUGCUGCCACUGGCAUGUAUGCUGAAUUGAUGCAAAGUGACCGGUCUCUUUUGAGACAAUGGGAACAGUGCGGCCAGCCAAAAAUUGUUGUGACCUGUAGGAACCAACAAGAAAUGAAUAAGCUGAAGGAAACUGCUGAGAGUAUCGGCCUUCCUACUUUUGUUGUUGCCGACGCUGGACGAACAGAGGUUUCGGCAGGAUCAAAGACUGUUCUUGCUGUAGGACCUGGGCCAAAAGCAUCUGUGGAUUCGGUGACUGGAAGAUUGGCCCUGCUUUGACUGCAUUCAAUAAACAAGUGCUAAUACCCCAAGUUUUGUGAUCGCUUCGUCUGUGUUCUGACAUGUUAUGCAGCGUUUACUUGCUGAUAUUGUAACUUAGUUAUGGCUCAGGUGUAAUUGUAGCUCGUACCAUUCAAUAGGAGUAGUUCCUAAUUGGAGGCCCAUUUUAUUUCCUACAUUAACAACUCACAAUUGGUUUCCUUUCUAUGCCUCAUUAUAAGAAUCUCAGCGCCUACCAGGGAUGAAUGAAACAAAUUUAUGGAUCUAUUGGCUGAAAAUCUGUUAGGAAACUAAUGUUCCACACUCAGGUGUUAUUGUAUUUGUAGCUCAUACCAUUCAAUAGGACUUUCAUCUCAAUCUAUCAUAAGAGUUUUAUUCAA
Messenger RNA from Lotus japonicus, 1137 nucleotides. RefSeq lists its product as uncharacterized. Bases 5 to 757 code for a protein of 250 amino acids. Lineage: Eukaryota; Viridiplantae; Streptophyta; Magnoliopsida; Fabales; Fabaceae. The transcript is spliced from 8 exons. The record is from RefSeq and is a predicted model, not a curated record. Gene Ontology annotation, molecular function: peptidyl-tRNA hydrolase activity. Gene Ontology annotation, cellular component: mitochondrion; cytosol.